AUGACUGCCAUUGAUCCUGAUAGCUGUCAACUUGUUGAGGUACCUAUUGAUGCAAGUGGAACAAUAGUCGUUCAAGAUCCUGGCACGCUAAUUGCGGGAGGACAGGUCCAAGUAGGCGGGAUUGUGCAAUCUGGGAAAAGUCUUCUAAAACCUGAACUUGCUCAACACCUUAUCCAGCCUGUUGGUAUUCGUGUAAGUGCCCCCUACACAGGGAACCUUCAAAGUAAUUUCUUCAUUUGGGCGUCCCUGUUGUCGGUAAUUGAUCCCAGAGUUUCGCAGACAGCCCAACGCGGUGGAAGGUUCCCUGCACGAAAACCUUUGGGCUCAGCUCAAGGAAUGCAAGUGAUUCAAGGCACGCAACUGAUUCAACAACCCACCGUCCUUACACCCACUGCAUCAGGUCUUCUCUCUCUUGGAACCCGUUAUACCCCUUCUUCAGGCAUAACACUGGGUGCGGCAACUGGUGCAGGCGCAGCCAGUGGCAUCCUUGCCAACUCACAGGGUAGUAUCUUCACGUCUGGCGGUUCUACCAUGGUGACGACAACUGGAACUGGAGUAGACAGGGAUGCCGGCUACCGUCUCGCUGCGGCUAUGACUGGUGCUAGUAGCAGGGGAAGGCCUAGGGGCCGUCGCCCACUCAGAGGUCAAUUCCCAGUUGUUCCGAUCGACAUGGUACGACAGCUUGGCAUCGAGCAACAAGUCAUUCUGCAACCAGCAGCUCCUGUCGCCAUGCGCAACAAAGCCAUUCUCUGUCGUCCUCUUUCUGUGUCAUGUAAGACUCAGGCUAAGGCAAAUACUCGUGAUGUUGCUUGUCAGUUCUCCGAAGAAGAGGAGGCUCUAGUGUCGAAACCCGAUGAAGACGUUGAAGAGGACGAAAUGAUGGUAGUUGAGGAGCGCGCUGUGCCAAUUAAAGAAGAUGUUGAGGAUUUGGAAGAAGUUGAUAUUUUCUCAGAUAAAAACGACUCGGACUUUGAAACUGGUCCCAAAAAGUCCAUCGCACGGAAAAGUGAAGUUGGGGCCAACACUGAUGUUCUGUCAACGAGUCAUUUGAGCACCCAAACAGAUGAUACUAAUAAGGUCGAAGAUGUGGGUAGUAAGGAAGACGAGAAAAAAGAUGGGGAAAAGGUCAAGUAUGUGCCCAUUCCAAUUCCCGUGCCGAUAUACGUUCCUGUGCCAGUUUACCUUUACGCCCGCCCUGUUCCAUUCGCUUUGCCCUUCCCUUUGCCCUGCGUGGUGCCGCUGCCCCUUGUUCUCAAAGGUGACGAAGUUACCGGUGGCAUUGUAGAAUCGGAAUAUGAGAAGGAUCGUCUGAAGCCCGAACCGGGUCAGGCCACCAAGCCUGCCCAGACGUCGGUUGAGGCUACUUCAAAGCCUCUCCAGCAAAAACGAGCUGCAAGAGACUCGCUAACUUCGUUCGCACCUGCAGCAGCAGCAGCAGCAGCUCCACAGCACCAGGUGCUCCCAAGUAAGCGUCAGCGUCAGUCACCUGAAGCGCCACUCGUCGCACAGCCGCCACCACCACCACCUCACCGCACACCCACAACCACGAGCGACGCAACCUACCACCUCAAAUUCUCCUACGGCAUAAACGCUUGGCGCCACUGGGCAAGCCACACUUCGCAACCCAAGGUGGUUGCUGAGCUGCUCGAUGCUUCUGAUGAUGAGCUCAACGCGGCACUCACUAGAUUCGUUCAUGAGGUGCGCAAACCAAACAAUGAAACCUACGUGGCUGAUUCGAUCUUCUACCUGUGUCUAGGAAUUCAAGAGUACUUGAACGAGAAUGGGCGUAUAAUCAACCUCUUUGGCGAACCGCGAUUCGCUAGUUUCGCCAGGGCUCUGGAUACUGUUCUGGCCGACUUCCAGCCCCGGAUCAGCCCUGAGGGCUUGCUUAUUUGCCGAAUCGAGGAAGAACACCUUUGGGAAGCCCGUCAACUCGGCGCGGAUUCUCCUAACAUAAUGCUCUUCAGCCUUCUCUACUUCAUCACAAAACACCUGUGGCUGAGAACCGGUGACCAGCACGCCCAACUGAGGUUCGUCAACUUUAAGGUGAAGCGGGAGCAGCCAUCCAUCGAAAGCAUCUUCUUCGUGCCUACAGAGGGUAGCGACUCCUACCGAAUGUUUGUCAGUGCCGAACAGCUAUCUCGAUGUCCUGUCCGUCUCUACCGCACCUACCUUAAAAAGUGCCCUCAGGCGGUGAUAGCCAACGGUGGAUCACUCUACCUGAGGCCGUUAGUUGAGCCUUCCGCGUCGACAUGGUUUUCAGACACCCCGAUGACAGCUGGAGACCUGCAGAUUAUGCUGAAUCGCAUUAAAAUGGUUAAGGAGAUUCAAGAGGCAUUCAUGGACAGCCAGUCCGACUAA
Molecule: messenger RNA, 2361 nt
Organism: Mesocestoides corti
Lineage: Eukaryota; Metazoa; Platyhelminthes; Cestoda; Cyclophyllidea; Mesocestoididae
Source: the annotation of a GenBank genome assembly